AGCGUUUCUUGUCACGUGGCGCCGUGGCCGGAUUUGAAGCGUUCGGUCAUCCGCGGAUGACUGCCCAAGGCUGCGGUAAGGUGUUGCCUGGCCGGGGAUGCAGAGUCCUGACUCAGCUCCGCGUGGGUCUUUCCGGUCACGUGCUGUACGGAGCCGCGGCUAGACACGUUAUUGCUAGGCAACGCUUGCACGCUCUGACCUGCGCUGGAUCCCUGGCAGUGGAGGAUCUGAGCGCCGCUGGCCGACAUGGACCAGUACUGCAUCCUCGGUCGCAUCGGGGAGGGCGCCCACGGCAUCGUCUUCAAAGCCAAGCACGUAGAGGUGAGGCCACGCCGCACGCGCUGUCCGAGGAUUACCCGCUGCGUCCACUCUGCUUCAGGCCGCGAGACUGGAGAGAUCGUUGCCCUCAAGAAGGUGGCCCUGCGGCGGCUGGAGGAUGGCAUUCCUAACCAGGCCCUAAGGGAAAUCAAGGCUCUGCAGGAGAUCGAGGACAGUCAGUAUGUGGUACAGCUGAAGGCUGUGUUCCCACAUGGUGCAGGAUUUGUGCUGGCCUUCGAGUUCAUGCUGUCAGACCUGGCAGAGGUGGUGCGCCACGCCCAGAGGCCACUGGCCCCAGCGCAGGUCAAGAGCUACCUGCAGAUGCUGCUCAAAGGUGUUGCCUUUUGCCACGCCAACAACAUUGUGCACCGGGACCUGAAACCUGCCAACCUGCUCAUCAGUGCCUCGGGCCAGCUCAAGAUAGCUGACUUUGGCCUGGCCCGGGUCUUCUCUCCAGACAGUGGUCGCCUCUACACACAUCAGGUGGCCACCAGGUGGUACCGAGCUCCUGAGCUCCUGUACGGUGCUCGGCAGUAUGACCAGGGCGUCGACCUCUGGGCUGUGGGCUGCAUUAUGGGAGAGCUGUUGAAUGGGUCCCCCCUGUUCCCGGGAGAAAAUGACAUCGAGCAACUUUGCUGUGUGCUUCGAAUCCUGGGCACCCCCAGUCCUCAAAUCUGGCCGGAGAUCACAGAGCUGCCUGACUACAACAAGAUCUCCUUCAAGGAGCAGGCACCGGUGCCCCUGGAGGAGGUGCUGCCCGAUGCCUCUCCCCAGGCCUUGGACCUGCUAGGCCAGUUCCUCCUCUACCCCCCACACCAGCGUAUUGCAUCGUCCCAGGCCCUUCUGCACCAGUACUUCUUCACAGCUCCUCUGCCUGCCCAUCCAUCUGAGCUGCCAGUUCCUCAGCGCCCAGGAGGACCUGCACCCAAGGCUCACCCAGGCCCUCCCCAUGUCCAUGACUUCCACGUGGACCGGCCUCUUGAGGAGUCACUGCUGAACCCAGAGCUGAUUCGGCCCUUCAUCCCAGAGGGGUGAGAUGCUUGCCCAGUCCUGCCCACGCGCCCCAGGAGCACCCAGACGGCCGUUCCUCUGCCUCUUCCUGAUGUGCCUCCAUGGUGUCCUCAUGCCUGUACACAGUACACCUCGUCCCACUCCUUAGCCUGCUUGAGGCCUGGGCUCCAGGAGGCAGAACCAUGAAGAUGUCCAGCCCAGCAGAGAAUGGGACCCGCAUAGCCUCCAAGAAACUGCUAGCUGUGUCCUUCCCCCGGGGCCUCCACUCGGUGGUGUCACCUGUCUUGGAGGUGGUUCUCCAUGCUCCAUGUACAUUGCUAUUACAGCACCACCUGGGGAGGCACAGAGAGUAAGCUGUCUUCAUACUGGGAAGGAAGGAAGGCUUGCUUUGGUUUAGUUUCUAGAGCACACUGGGCCAGCAUUUGAGAUUCAACUAAAAGCCCUGAGUGUUUCUGCCUGCUUCUAUUAGGGAAUUAACAAGGUUGACCCCUUAAUUCAUAGGGGUUCCGUCAUCCAGAAGGAGCUUCCAUCCAGGGCCACUUUGGUCCUGAGGCUUCCUGCGCCAUUCAUGUGUGCUCAUUUGGGAGUUAGCGUCCAGAAGUUGAGGCCCGGGGAUGGCUCCCAAAGCAUAUUUUUCACAUGUUGGGCAGUUAAUCAGUUUCUCUGUAGGAUGAGGAUGAGCCAGAGGCUUCUGUGCAGAUUGGAAGCAGGUGUUCCUGGAAUUCAUUGGGUAAAUAAACUACAGUGUAACUCA
Mesocricetus auratus (golden hamster) is the source of this 2083-nucleotide messenger RNA. RefSeq names its product cyclin dependent kinase 20 (gene Cdk20). Lineage: Eukaryota; Metazoa; Chordata; Mammalia; Rodentia; Cricetidae. Gene Ontology annotation, biological process: protein phosphorylation. The record is from RefSeq and is a predicted model, not a curated record. Gene Ontology annotation, molecular function: ATP binding; cyclin-dependent protein serine/threonine kinase activity. Bases 247 to 1353 code for a protein of 368 amino acids. The transcript is spliced from 8 exons. Gene Ontology annotation, cellular component: nucleus.